Messenger RNA from Dermacentor silvarum, 5782 nucleotides. RefSeq names its product transposable element P transposase. Gene Ontology annotation, molecular function: sequence-specific DNA binding. NCBI's taxonomy places the organism in Eukaryota, Metazoa, Arthropoda, Arachnida, Ixodida, Ixodidae. The record is from RefSeq and is a predicted model, not a curated record. The transcript has 11 exons. Bases 284 to 2557 code for a protein of 757 amino acids.
UUCGAGCAGUGAACUUUUGCAGCCAAGUGACCGAUCAGAGCCUUGUGACAUCGCUGUCACUGUGUUCGCAAAAAUCACCAACUAUGCAAGCAGUUCGUCACAACAGCCGUCCGCCCCAGUCUAUCGUAGAGUAGCAGACGAACAGGUCAUAAAAGCGACACCAACGGCCAACGGUUGAACGAGAGUGGGCGCGGGCGGCUCCCAUACCUGUGCAGGUCUGGAGUUCGUGUAGGUUGUGGCCCCGAGGGGCUUUAUUAGUUAGAGGUCAGUCUGUGCUCGCCGCAUGCGUGCGAAGUCUCCGUCUCGCGAUCCUGGUCUCGCUAUGCCUUGUUGCUGCGCGUUCGGGUGUCAUAAUCGUGACAGUAAAGGGAAAAAGCUUUUUACUAUACCGCGCGGAGAAGGGAACGAAGCGCGUCGGAAAGUCUGGCUCCACAGAAUAGGUCGAGCCAAUUUCGAGCCUACGGGAUCGACGCGCCUUUGUGAGGAUCAUUUUGAAGAAAAUCAAUUUGAGCCAAUAAUCCUAAACAAGUUUGGAAUAAAAAAGUUGAGGAAGAAUGCGACACCAUCCAUAUUCAGCCAUAGGAAGCAACCCCAACCACGAAAGCCACCAGCUCAAUGUUCACAAGACUCUGCUGCCCCCAGUGACCUCGAGCUUCAAUCAGUGGACAAUGCUCAUGCAUGCGCUGGCCCAGACGAGACCUGCAGUAGGCUGAAAACCUUGCCUUUUCACGAAUCCCAGGCUCCUGGUGAAUCAGAACAUGUCACUUUUCCUCCAAGUGGUGCCCAGGUUUCGGCAGCAGCAGCAGCUCAAAUUGAAGAAUCCCAGGCUCCUGGUGAAUCAGAACAUCUCACUGUGCCUCCGAGUGGCGUCCAGAUUCUGACAGCAACAGCUCACAUUGAAGGUGUUGCACCAGAUUUCAGCACCAUCCCCUUAGAAGAGUCUGUCUUGCAAGGUCACUCAUGUGUUGGGCCAGAUGCUGACUGCAACAGGCAAGACAUCACUCUAGGAGGCACAGACACUCUAGGAGAUCCUCUGUCAGCUUGCAGUGCAGCUUUAGCUCAUCAGCUACACCAAGAUGUUCACAUGAAUGGAGACCUCUCUAGCAGCCAUGUUCCUGCAAGUACCCUAGCAGCCCUACAUAAGAGGAUAAGUGAACUGGAGGAGCGUCUGAAAAGCUCGGAACGAAGACGGUCACUUUUGCAGCGGCAAAAAGAUAAAGCUAUCCUGGAAAAGCAAUCCCUUAAGCAAAAGCUCUCUCAUUAUUUGGCACCAGACCAGCUGCACUCCAUUUUAAAGCCCAACAUGAGAGGGACAGCAUGGGCUACGCCUACUAUUGAAAAAGGCUUGAAGCUUCGGCUGGCAUGUGGCACCCGCGGCUACAACAUUGUCAGGGAGCUUGCUGCACCACUUCCUGCUGAACGGACACUUCAGCGCCACGUUGAAGGCUACAAGUUUUCACCGGGCAUUCUGCAUGAAAUACUGCCUGCUCUUGCAUUUAAGGUGAACCUCAUGCAGGAACAUGAACGCCAUGCUAUCCUGAUGGUCGCUGAAGUCCAGCUUGCUGUGGGCCUCGCAUAUGACCAAGCUACUGGUACGGUCAUCGGUAAACCAACAAUACCCUUGGCAGACGGGACUCUCUCACCUGAUGCAAUAGCCACGCAUGGCCUUGUUUUCAUGUUGGGGGGUGUGACAACAUGUUGGAAACAGACUAUUGCCUACCAUUUCACAGGAAAUUCGUUCAGUAGUGGUGCUGUCAAGGCAAUUAUUAUUGAAAUAAUUCAAGAUUGUGAGACAGCAGGUAUGAGAGUGGAUGCAGUAGUAAGCGACAUGGGCGGGGAAAACAUGGGACUGUGGAGGCAGUUUGGAGUUGUUGGCAAACACUCGGCUCCUACAGUAUCUUGUGUUCAUCCCUGUGAUGCAAGCCGUAAACUGUAUUUCAUGGCAGAUGUUUCACACCUGUUGAAAAGCCUAAGGAAUCAUUUGACUCGAGGACAGUCAAUUUUUCUGCCCCCAGACAUAGUGCUGAAACAUAAACUGCCUAGUAAUGAGGUCAGCCUUGACCACGUCAAGCAGCUGGUUGAGUUUGAUCUCAAGCAUCAGUCGAACAUUGCGCCACACUUGAAGGCAGCUUGCUUAAACCCAGGGCACUUUGAAAAAAUGAAAGUGGGUCUGGUGUUCACGCUUUUGAAUCAUGACACCACAGCUGCUUUACGGUUUCUUGUGCAAAAAGGAGACUUGCCUCAAUCUGCACUAACAACGGCAUGGUUUCUUGAAGUAAUAUUUAAAUGGUUCAAGAUAAUGUCUUCACGGUCUACCAAGCUUGCAAUUAGUAAGCUAGAUGACCAGAAGUAUGAGGAUACAGUGUCUUUCCUGAAAGAAGUCAUUCACUUGUUUGGGGAAAUCAAAAUAGGGUGUGCUGAGAAAGCUGCAUGGAAACCAGUUCAAACAGGUGUAAUUUUGGUUUGCAAGGUUGCCCUUGAAUUGCAGGAUUACUACCUUAAUGUCAAACAUUUUUUUUUGUGUCCUCCUCAGCCGGUUUGGUCAAAGUGCACUUGAAAGUUUGUUUUCUACCCUACGGUCAAAAAACCCAGUGCCAAGGCCACUUGAGUUUUGCAGUGCAAUCAGGUCUGCUACACUGUCACAGCUUUUUAAGCCGAGUAAGCGUGGCAGCUACACUGAGGACAAUGCAUCUUCCUCACUUGGUCGAGGGGCUGAACUGGCCAGUACGGGAGCAAAUGCUAAAAAGGUGCCUGUUGCCUUCCCUGAUGAUGUGCUUGACCUUAGUUUGGGACAAAGCUCCUGAUUACCUGGCAGGGUAUGUUGUGCACAAUGUGAUUAAAAAACACCACUUUCUGCAUUCAGUGCAGACCAGCCAUAAAUCUGAUAAGGCCAGCACACUUACUCAAGUCAUACACUGAAACUAUCCAUCUUUUGGUUCCUUCACUGGCUGUUAUUGAGGUACUACAAGUGGCAGAGAACUUUUGGGCAAACACCGACAAACUUUUGCUCAAUGUAGUAAGCAUUCCCCAGCUCGAGGCUUCCGUGCGUGUGAGUGUUGCAUCCACGAAUUGUUUUCCUGUCUGACACAACAUUGAAGAAUGGUUACUGAAGGCAUUUUUUCGAACAAGAAUUUGUAUUUGUUUGGGAAAAAAGAACUGCUGAGAACUGAAAACAAUAUAAAGUCCGGCAGUCGCAGCAUUGGCAAGCAAGCUGCAACUACUAACGGUAAAUAAUUCCAGGAAUAAGGUGCUUAGGGGGAGGGCACAUUCACUGGGUUGCGAAACUUAGUUGGUCGUUUCUCGUGGCCAUAAUUUUGGCGAAUAAGCAGUGUAUCAGCGUUCUGCUGCAUCUGAUUUCAGUACAUUGUAAAAGUUGCGCUUGUUAAUUUACAAUGUGUAACACAUUUCAUGUGCUUACAGUGUAUUUGUCUUGUGAUUUAUAAAACCAGUGUAGCAACAUAUGUUUGUUUGCUCUCCUUGCAGUGGUUGGCUUGUACAAUUUAAGGGGUGUUCAAAUGAAAAGGUACGAAACGACACUGUGGGUAUAAAUGAAGACUUUAUUCAAAGUAUACACCAUAGGCCUGAGCACAACAAUCCCAUUGAUGAACGAGCCGAAGAAUUCCUUGUUUCCAGAAUUCCUAUGACCAUGACGAGACCCAGUCCUUCACAGCCUCCUUGAGUUCGUCAUCAAAGUUGAAGAGCUUCCCUUUCAGAUGUUUUUUCAGGGGACCAAACAACAUGGAAAUCUCAGGGCGACAUGUCCGGGCUGUAGGGCGGAUGGUCAAGCUGCUCCCACUUGAACUUGGCCAGUUCCGCAUGUGUGACCCUGGAGAUGUGUGUAUGUGCAUUAUCAUGGAGCAGAACCACACCCUCAAUGAGCAACCCCAGUCUUUUGUUCUUGAUGGACCUGCGUAGGCUUCGGAGUGCCUCACAGUACACAUCAGAGUUAAUGGUUCUUCUGUGCUGAAGGAAUUCAACAAGUAGUGGACCUUGGACGUCGAAAAAGACGGUGAGCAACACCUUGCCUGCUGACGCCACGGCUUUGCACUGUUUAGGGGGAAGUGACGACGCAUGCUUCCACUGCAUGGUGUCCUGCUUUGUCUCUGGCUCGUAGUGAUGACACCAGCUUUUAUCACCUGUGACGAUCCACUCCAGGAAAGCGGGGUCUUCAUGAUACUGAAACAGAUGUUGAAGUGCUAGCCUGUACGCAGUUCCUUGUGCUGGUCGGUGAGCUGCUUUGGAACCCGCUGCGUGCACACCUUCCUUAACGCAACAUGUCGUGAACAAUUGUCCACACUGUUCCAACGCUGACAUCCACCUUCAACGCCAAAAUUUGCAAUGUGACACGCCGAUCAGUUGUCACUAAGUCGUCCACUUUGUCGACGAGAUCGGCCGUGAUGACUGUGUUUGCCUGGCCUGGUCUCGGGUCAUCAACCAAACUCUCACGGCCUGCACAAAACCAAGCACUCAUGGACUUUUCGGACACACAGUCUUCCCCAUAUACGGUCAUCAUCCGGCGAUGGAUGGUGGCCGGUUUAACACCUUCCACUGUCAGAAAUCGGAUAACGCCUCGCUACUACUCAAUCGUGGAAUUUUGCAAUGUGAACACUAUCCUGUCCUCACAUGCAUUGCCCCGUCAAUUGGAUGGCACUCUUGAUAAGAGCCUCUGCUCUCUCCUGCACAUGUGGGUGCCCCCUGUAUACUCCAAUUCACCGUGGAGACUCCAAUCGCAUCCCUAGAUGUCUCGCUAUGUUCUCCCAUAGCGGCAUAGGCACCUAUUUGAACAGUUACAUUUUUGCAACGUUUUGUACCUUUUCAUUUGAACACCCCUCAUACUUUAAUUAUUAACGUUUUUUUGGCAGUGGGAAUUCACUGCACAUGGUAGCCAAAAUUCAUUUCGUUGUCAUUUAGCAAAUGCUUCUUACAACAAAAGGACGCGCAUCUUUAAUGUGUUAUAAAUCUGUUUUCAUUCUUAGUUCUUGUAUUUGCAUUUCCUUUGAUUUUUCGCAAUGCACUAGAACAUUUCUACAGAUGAUUCAGUUAGUCCUGUUUUGCCUUCGCUAUGGGGUAUUAUUGUAUGCUCUUUCCUGGCUGUUUAUGUCCUUAUUGUCCAACUUAUUGUUAUCCUUGCACUGACAUUGUUUACUACCCAUUUAUUUGUUCUGAAUUGUCGUUUCUUUAUGCAAUAGGCUUUUGACGAGUAUAAAAUUGCUUGCUGCUUACAAUGCGCUCAUUUGCUUGUGUAAAGAAACUAUUAAGUGCUCAAUUUCACUUGUGCUGUACUUAUUGCAUAUCUUCUGUUGCAUGAAAAUAUUGAAAUAAAACAUGUUAUAGAAAGGCAUGCUCUAUGAGCAGGAUCUUUCUUUUUCAUCAAAUUGCAGCUUCUGAACACAUGUGUUCGCAACACAGCACUUAAAUAGAAUGAGCGAGUGGAUGGUUUUGGGUUUCUGGAGACAAUCUUGCGGCUUUUUGCAGCAUACUUUUGGUGAUAAAUGGUUUUAAUGGCUUAAUUUAAGCGUGAUGCAUCGAACCUACAAGGGCUGUUAUAACAAUCUCGUAUAUAUGCCCUGUUGAAAUAUGUUAGGGAGCUCUGCCCUGAAGGUAAGCAUAGGUAUGCAUGUAGCUGUGUGCGGUGGACCUUUAUUUUCCAAUUGAAAGGAUUUCUCUUGAAAAAACUGGUUUCCGUUUCGAAGUUCAAGCAUUAACUUGACUGUCCGCAGGCAUAUCCACUUUGUUCAACACUGUGCGCGAUGAAUAUAUGUGUGUGCUGCGUUUGCGAUCA